AUGGUCCAUCUUGCCCGUGUCUCUCGAUCUCAGGACAAUGAUGUCGACCCGAAUCUCAAGGCCUUGAAGGACAAGCUUGGCGAGCUGAAGUUCGAUAUUGACGACGAGGAGGAUACCUAUGAUACCUCCGUAUACGGCUCCAAGUGGGCUGGCAAGGAUCUCCCAAAGACUGAAAUGCCUGAGAGGGAGAUGCCGCGCGAGGUCGCCUACCGUAUGAUCAAGGAUGACCUUAGCUUGGAUGGAACACCCACUCUAAACUUGGCCAGUUUUGUCACUACAUACAUGGAAGAAGAAGCCGAGAAGCUCAUGACGGAGGCCUUCCCGAAAAACUUCAUAGACUACGAAGAGUAUCCUGUUUCUGCCGACAUUCAGAACCGCUGCGUUUCCAUGAUCGCCAAGCUUUACAAUGUCCCUGACGAGCCAGGGUCUGCCCCUAUGGGCACGAGCACUGUUGGUAGCUCCGAAGCUAUCAUGUUGGCUGUCCUAGCCAUGAAGAAAGUCUGGGUGGCGAAGAGGAAGGCUGAGGGCAAGCCUUUCGACCGACCCAACCUCGUUAUGAACUCUGCCGUCCAGGUCUGCUGGGAGAAAGCCGCAAGAUACUUUGAUGUGGAGGAGAAGUACUCUUUCUGUACCGAAGACCGAUAUGUCAUCGAUCCUGUCGAGGCUGUUGACCUCGUUGACGAGAACACAAUUGGUAUUUGCACUAUUCUUGGUACAACGUACACGGGUGAAUACGAAGAUACCAAAGCUAUCAAUGAUCUUCUUAUUGAGAGAGGCAUGGAUACUCCAAUCCACGUAGACGCAGCCUCGGGAGGUUUCGUAGCGCCUUUCGUCAACCCCGAGUUCGAAUGGGACUUCCGUCUUGAGCGUGUCGUAUCAAUCAACGUGUCUGGUCACAAAUACGGUCUCGUCUACCCCGGCGUAGGCUGGGUCGUCUGGCGUGACCCCAAGUACCUGCCCAAGGAACUGGUCUUUAACAUCAAUUACCUUGGUGCCGAUCAAGCCUCCUUCACUCUGAACUUCUCCCGAGGCGCGUCCCAAAUCAUCGGCCAAUACUACCAAAUGAUCCGUCUCGGCAAGCACGGUUACCGCGCCAUCAUGUGCAAUCUUACUCGCACAGCUGAAUACCUCGCGACAGCCCUCGACCAUCUUGGAUUCAUCAUCAUGUCCGCUCGUCGUGGCGAGGGUCUCCCUCUCGUAGCUUUCCGUAUCGACCCAAAGAAGGGUAAGCUAUACGACGAAUUCGCCAUUGCUCACCAGCUGCGCGAGCGCGGCUGGGUAGUACCUGCAUACACCAUGGCACCGCACUCGGAGCAGCUCAAGCUUAUGCGUGUUGUCGUACGAGAGGAUUUCUCGAGGUCUCGCUGUGACAGCCUGAUCACCGACAUCAAGCUCGCAUGCCAGGUGCUGGACGAGCUAGAUUCCAAGAAGGUCCAGGAGCACCAAAACCACAUUGCGCGUACCACCAUCCGCGCGUGGCAGAAGUUUGGCAUCACCAGCAAGCCAAAUAACCACUACGCUGAUGAAGAGCACUCGCUACAAGGCAAGACCGGCAAGACACACGCGCCAUGCUAA
Messenger RNA from Pseudovirgaria hyperparasitica, 1575 nucleotides. RefSeq names its product glutamate decarboxylase. The transcript is spliced from 6 exons. Lineage: Eukaryota; Fungi; Ascomycota; Dothideomycetes; Acrospermales; Acrospermaceae. The record is from RefSeq and is a predicted model, not a curated record. Gene Ontology annotation, cellular component: cytosol. The coding region runs from base 1 to 1575 and encodes 524 amino acids. Gene Ontology annotation, biological process: L-glutamate catabolic process. Gene Ontology annotation, molecular function: glutamate decarboxylase activity; pyridoxal phosphate binding.